AUGAAUGAUUUCAACCCGGAGGAUGCGAAGGAAACCAUGGAAGAGAUUGGACGAAACAGACCGCGAGAGGGAAAAGAAGGAGAUUUAGAUGAUGAAAACGAGGACGAAAAUAGAGAAGAUAACGAGAAGAAGAUGAUAUACGUGUGGAAAAAAGGAAUGGAAUUAGAGGAGAGAAAAGUCGUGAGAGAAAAUCAAGAGAAAAUAGAUGCUUUGUAUCCGAAGAAGAAGAUGUCAUCGGAUGACGAUUCAGACGAUUCAAAGAGUCCUCGAAGAGAGGCGAGAGAGAUUCUGGGCGAUUUUGCCCGAACGCGCUUCGAGGAGGAGACAGAAAACGAGCAGAAAUACGCGGGAGUUCAAUCGAUGUUGAGUAAAGCGUUGCUCUUCGCCACUGUGUUUGCGUACGCGCUGGGUUUGGUGUUGACCACGCAUAGGGGCGUGGUGGAUUUGUCGUCGCCGGCGCCGAUCGAGUGCGAGCGAGGGGAGGUGGAGUGCGACGAGAAGAUGCUUCCGGAAAGGGUGGAGGUGUUCGUGCGUGAGGAGCGUUGA
Bathycoccus prasinos is the source of this 546-nucleotide messenger RNA. RefSeq lists its product with no specific name. Bases 1 to 546 code for a protein of 181 amino acids. Lineage: Eukaryota; Viridiplantae; Chlorophyta; Mamiellophyceae; Mamiellales; Bathycoccaceae. The transcript has a single exon. The record is from RefSeq and is a predicted model, not a curated record.